Molecule: messenger RNA, 1950 nt
Organism: Diospyros lotus (date-plum)
Lineage: Eukaryota; Viridiplantae; Streptophyta; Magnoliopsida; Ericales; Ebenaceae
Product: adenosylhomocysteinase 1-like
Exons: 2
Coding region: 92-1549 (485 amino acids)
Biological process (GO): L-methionine cycle
Cellular component (GO): cytosol
Molecular function (GO): adenosylhomocysteinase activity
Source: RefSeq, a predicted model, not a curated record
CAUCGAUUAGUCCUGCACUUCCUGACUUGGCUUCGAUUCUUACUGUCUAUCCAUAUCUUCCAACCCAAAACCCUAGCCGCUGCCGCCGGAAAUGGCUCUGCUGGUAGAGAAGACGUCGUCGGGUCGGGAGUACAAGGUCAAGGACAUGUCUCAGGCGGACUUCGGCCGCCUCGAGAUCGAGCUCGCCGAGGUCGAGAUGCCGGGGCUCAUGGCUUGCCGCGUCGAGUUCGGCCCGCAGCAGCCUUUCAAGGGCGCCAAAAUUACCGGAUCCCUCCACAUGACAAUCCAGACAGCCGUCCUCAUUGAGACUCUCACUGCCCUGGGCGCCGCGGUCCGCUGGUGCUCCUGCAACAUCUUCUCCACGCAGGACCACGCCGCCGCCGCCAUCGCUAGGGACUCUGCCGCCGUCUUCGCGUGGAAGGGGGAGACUCUCCAGGAGUACUGGUGGUGCACCGAGCGAGCUCUGGACUGGGGCCCCGGAUCCGGCCCCGACCUCAUCGUCGACGACGGUGGCGACGCCACGCUUCUCAUCCACGAGGGAGUGAAGGCCGAGGAGGAGUUUGAGAAGACCGGGAAGCUUCCAGAUCCGAAUUCGACUAACAAUGCGGAGUUGCAGAUAGUUCUGGGACUGAUCCGGGACUCAAUUAAGGUGGAUCGAAAGAGGUACCACAAGAUGAAGGAGAGGUUGGUUGGGGUUUCGGAGGAGACGACGACUGGAGUGAAGAGGCUGUAUCAGAUGCAGGCUAAUGGCUCUCUCCUGUUCCCCGCUAUCAAUGUUAACGACUCUGUCACCAAGAGCAAGUUUGAUAAUUUGUAUGGGUGCCGACACUCCCUUCCUGAUGGUCUGAUGAGAGCCACUGAUGUUAUGAUUGCUGGUAAAGUUGCUGUUGUCUGUGGGUAUGGAGAUGUCGGCAAGGGCUGUGCUGCUGCUCUCAAAUGUGCGGGUGCCCGAGUAAUUGUGACUGAAAUUGAUCCAAUCUGUGCUCUUCAAGCGCUGAUGGAAGGCAUCCCAGUCCUAACCUUGGAAGAUGUUGUAUCAGAAGCUGACAUCUUCGUGACCACCACCGGAAACAAAGACAUCAUCAUGGUUCAUCACAUGAAGCAGAUGAAAAACAAUGCAAUUGUUUGUAACAUCGGCCAUUUUGACAACGAGAUUGACAUGCAUGGACUUGAAACUUACCCGGGUGUAAAACGAAUCACCAUCAAGCCCCAAACUGACCGGUGGGUAUUCCCUGAAACCCAGACCGGCAUCAUCGUCCUGGCUGAGGGGCGGUUGAUGAAUCUGGGAUGUGCAACCGGGCAUCCCAGCUUUGUCAUGUCGUGCUCGUUCACGAACCAGGUGAUUGCUCAGCUUGAGCUCUGGAACGAGAGGGCAAGUGGCAAGUAUGAGAAGAAGGUGUACGUCCUUCCCAAGCACUUGGAUGAGAAGGUGGCGGCCCUUCAUCUUGGGAAACUGGGAGCUAAGCUGACGAAGCUCACUCCGGAGCAGGCUGCUUAUAUUAGUGUCCCGGUUGAAGGUCCGUACAAGCCCCCUCGCUACAGGUACUGAGAUGAAUGAAGCCAAGCUAAAUAAUGCAAUGCAAUCCAAGGUGGUGCUUCUUCUCUCUGCAUUUUCUAUUGGAUUUGCUACGACCGGACUGAUAUGUAUCAUUGUUGUUAAGUGGUACUACUGCUGAGUGAAUGAAUAUUUAGAGGGGUAGAGGAAAAAGAAAAGCAAAAAUUUUGUUGCUCUGUUUUAGCUGGUGAGUGAGUGCUUCAUUUAAGAAGCUGUGAUGCUGUUUUCUCGGUGUUGAGGGCUGUGUGAUCGUAUCACUUGUCUCUGUAGUAGUCUUGUUCAAGUUCUAAAGGCUUGGUAAUGUUUCACCGCAUUUACUUUCGAGUAAAAAGCUUAGUUGUUACUUGAUAUGUUACUUUUUAACCGAAAUAUAUGGAGAUUGUGAAGUUCAUCUA